Molecule: messenger RNA, 897 nt
Organism: Arachis ipaensis
Lineage: Eukaryota; Viridiplantae; Streptophyta; Magnoliopsida; Fabales; Fabaceae
Source: RefSeq, a predicted model, not a curated record
AUGGGGGACGAUCCUGCAAGGCUGUACCGGUUGGACGGGGUUGCUCAUAUAGCCGGGGUCAUCAACGACGAGCCACAGCGAUGCAUCAGGAGCAUGCGGCGGCAACAAGGCAUGCCACUCGAUGAGCGUUAUGUUCCCUACUUGCAGAUGGCCAGGUUAUACCAUCUGGCUAGGCUGAACGAUAGAUGGUUCCGGUUAGACGAGCCUCUUGUCAGCGCCUUCGUCAAGCGGUGGCGUCCUGAGACGCACAUCUUCCAUAUACCCUUCGGAGAGUGCACGCUCACGCUUCAGGACGUGGCGUACCAGUUGGGGUUGGCAGUGGACGGGCGUUAUGUCAGCGGUUGCCUUACAGAGUUCCAUUUGUAUAUCGAGGGUGGACGUCCAGCUUGGGUGUGGUUCGAGGAGUUGCUUGGAGUGGUUCCUCCUCCGAGCCAGGUUCAGAAGUUCGCAGUAAACUGCACCUGGUUCCAGGAGACUGUGCGGCGCUUUGCUCGUGCCUAUAUCAUGAUGUUGUUGGGCACUCAGCUAUUUGCCGACAAGUCCGGCAACCGCAUUCAUAUCAGAUGGCUUCCCUACGCAGCUAGGCUUGAGGAGAUGGGUUCCUACAGUUGGGGGUCUGCAGCAUUGGCAUGGUUGUACUGGUGCAUGUGUCGAGUGGCAAACAGACAUGUGGUGAAGUUAGCGGGCCCACUUCAGCUACUUCAGUCCUGGAUCUUCUGGCGCUUUCCCAGGUUUAGGCCUGCUGGGUAUGAUACGUGCAGCUGGCCUUUGGCAUCGAGAUGGUCAGGUUACAGCCCUUCCUACAGCGAGAAGAGUCCUAGAGUGCAGAGCACGAGACUGAGGAUAGACAUGUUACAGCCCAGGGAUGUGAGUGUUGUUCCGGUUACUUUUAUUUGA